AUGGCCAAGCUAUGCAGAUCACGGAUUUACAUAGCCAUUCUUCUCUCGGCCUGGAUUUCUGUGAUCGUCUAUCUUAUGUCUACUGGAUUUUAUGACAGACGGGAGGAUAGAUUCGGUGAUCUAAGCGCGCCCUAUAGAGGUGCAAAACCCCUCACCGAGGAAAUAUCUCCGGAACCCUCAUAUUCUCAACAUUCCACUCCUCCGCCGAAAUCUAUCGGAGCGGUUCAGGAACCACCCACCUCAUUUUUGGAGAGAUUCAAAAAUACCAUAAUUCAACCAAAGCCUCUACCUGUCCUUAAAUUGGUUGAGUUUGAUGCCGAAGCCUACGUUGAGAGAGGAAAGCUGAAGCCUGGAGAGGACAAGUAUGCCGCAAACAAGUUCAACCAGUUAGCCAGCGACAUGGCAUCCGCAAAGAGGGAUAUCAUAGACAGCAGGGAGCAUCACUGUAAGAAGCUGACUUACGACAUCUCAACAAUGGAGCCAACAUCAAUCAUUGUAACGUACCACAAUGAAGCUCGAUCCACUCUUUUGCGAACAGUUUUUAGCGCCAUGCUUCGAUCUCCUCCUCAUUUAAUCCAUGAGAUAAUUCUCGUAGAUGACUGCUCGAAGGACGAAUCGAUUGGAAAGGAAAUAGCACAGUUAGAGAAGGUAACUGUGCUUCGAAAUAUCAAGCGUGAAGGAUUAAUUCGAUCCCGAGUGAAAGGAGCAGCGUAUGCCACCGCUCCAAUUCUGACAUUUCUAGAUAGUCACGUUGAAUGUAAUGUCGGUUGGUUGGAACCACUUCUUGCCAGAAUCAAUGAGAACAAAAAAGCUGUUGUCGCUCCAAUAAUCGACGUAAUCAACAUGGAUACAUUCAAUUAUGUUGCUGCCAGUGCUGAUCUAAGAGGCGGUUUUGACUGGAAUCUUGUCUUCAAAUGGGAAUUCCUGACAGGAAAACUCAAAGAUGAACGACAUGCUCAUCCAACCGAUCCCAUAAAAUCUCCUACCAUGGCCGGUGGUCUUUUUUCCAUUAAAAAAAGUUGGUUCGAAGAACUUGGGACAUACGAUAUGGGCAUGGAUGUUUGGGGUGGAGAAAAUCUCGAAAUGUCAUUUCGAGUAUGGCAAUGCGGUGGUUCACUGGAGAUCAUUCCGUGCAGUAGAGUUGGUCACGUUUUCCGCAAACAACAUCCUUACACUUUUCCAGGAGGUUCAGGAAAUGUUUUCCAGUCAAAUACGAGACGAGCGGCUGAGGUCUGGAUGGACGAAUAUAAGGCAAUCUAUCUGAGGAAUGUGCCUUCAGCGAGAUAUGUAAAGUAUGGAGACAUAUCAGAUCGUAUCGCUCUGCGAGAGCGCCUGAAAUGUCAGUCGUUUACCUGGUAUCUCCGGACAAUCUAUCCAGAAUUGAGAGUUCCUGAAAGGGAAAAGGGUGAAUUAUAUCAUCUGAAAAAUGGUAUCAUGUGUCUGGAUACUCUAGGGCAUAAAAUCGGAGAGAGCCCAGGCGUCUACCAGUGCCACGGAACUGGAGGCAAUCAGGAAUGGGAGUACGACCGAGAAUCAGGCUUUUUGCGCAGUACUAUGACCAAGCUUUGCAUCACUAUGAAGGAUAUGAAUGGAGAUCCUUUUGUGAUAAUGGAUGAAUGCAGCAAUGUAAAAACACGGUUUCGGAUGGAUACUACAACUGGUUGGCUUACCCAGGGUGGUCGAUGUCUUGGCAUAGAACCAGAUGCAGACCACUGGAGAUUAGCCUCAGUGGUUUGUGAUGCUACUGAUGGCAGUCAACGAUGGGCAUUUGAGAAAACAGCUUCAUUCGGAUCGCUCAAAUCCUAG
This is a messenger RNA of Necator americanus (New World hookworm), 1806 nucleotides long. RefSeq lists its product as uncharacterized. Gene Ontology annotation, cellular component: Golgi apparatus. The coding region runs from base 1 to 1806 and encodes 601 amino acids. Gene Ontology annotation, biological process: protein O-linked glycosylation. Lineage: Eukaryota; Metazoa; Nematoda; Chromadorea; Rhabditida; Ancylostomatidae. The transcript is spliced from 16 exons. Gene Ontology annotation, molecular function: polypeptide N-acetylgalactosaminyltransferase activity. The record is from RefSeq and is a predicted model, not a curated record.